Messenger RNA from Rhipicephalus sanguineus (brown dog tick), 1910 nucleotides. RefSeq lists its product as uncharacterized. The coding region runs from base 309 to 1877 and encodes 522 amino acids. NCBI's taxonomy places the organism in Eukaryota, Metazoa, Arthropoda, Arachnida, Ixodida, Ixodidae. Gene Ontology annotation, molecular function: nucleic acid binding; zinc ion binding. The record is from RefSeq and is a predicted model, not a curated record. The transcript is spliced from 3 exons.
GUGCUAACGAUGCGAGCAGCCAGGCUGUGAAUCAAGUAACCUGUGGGGCGUUCUACAAUGCACCGACUUACGGCACGAACCUGUCGAAGGAACAGAAUGUCAAUAGCGCCCUUGAAACGGAUCAACGCAACAAAUUCACUGCGUCACAUGGCUCGUCGUGUGUCAUAGCAAAGGAAACUUCUGCCAGUGUGUUAUCAACUGAUACUUUUGGUGGUGACACUUUCGACCCAGGCUUGAAUGGCCUAAAUGCUACAUACUGCAUUGAGCCGAUCAGAGGGCCUGUUAACGAACAAGUCCCCAGCUAUCGAAUGCUCCAAUAUCCUGGUCAAGUUAUAGGCUACGGAACAAAUUACUUUCGCGAAGCGGUUGGUCAGAGUUCAUUUGACAGCACCUUAGGAUACCGCGAGCCAAAACGGAGGUACAUGAACGAAAAGAUGGGCAACUGUGGGGUUGUCGAGGAUCCUGAGAACAACCUCGCCUACAGCACCCCCUCAGAUACAUUUCACGAAGCGAUCGACCAAAACACGUACGUUGUCCAUGUAACGGCGGGAUACAACGGUCACACGCAAUUAUCUGAUGACCGAUCAGACAACUCGAAUGUCUUCACAGGCUCAAAUACAAACGCCCAUAAUACACACAUCUUUCCUGGAAGUGUCGGGCAAGACGCCAACCUCGAAUACUGGGCAGACUAUUACGACCAAGUACAAGGGUCCAUAAUCAACCGCUCGUACAACAUGGUCGACUUCAAUAGCAGCUCUAAUGAAGCAUUUGCAAGUGUUCCAGAGUUCUUUCCUCGGAAAGUCCAGGAAGCUCUCAGCAGCACGCAGACCCCCAUCGUCGCCACGGGCUACGAACCCGCCAUCGUGAACGGCUCCGGCGGAAGGUCGAACUUGCAGAAACAAGUAUUGCCCGGGACAGUCGGACAGUGUGUCCGCGACGACUCCUCCGGGUCUGCCACGACCGCAGAGGACAGCCUCACAGCGCCCUCUGUGAAGGUGGUGACACCGGGAGUCUCGAGUGCGGAGGAGAUCGCCGUACCGUGGGAAAUUGGCCCGCAAGCCUGUCCGGGCGGGUGCGCGGAGGAGAUGAGGUCCCUCGAGCUUCACGCAGCCCUGGAAAGUCUCAAGCCGAGCGAGCGAAAGCUCAAGUGGCCGCUACCCAUCCCGCUGUUCGUGAAGCCGCGCGACAAGAGCCUGUCGUUUCGCUUCGUAGACUACGGCUGGCUAUCCCAGUGCGUCUACCUCGCCGCUCAGGAGGAAGUGUUCGCCCAGACAUUGGAUCACAGGGGAUGGCUGAAAAUCUUCGUGAAGUCAACCAGAGCCGCGCACAACCUGGUCCAGACGGAGACACUGGCGGGUAUGCGAGUGAAGUGCAGUGUAGUCAACAGCUACUCCAACAGCGUCGGCUACGUUCGUAACGUGCCGCGGCGCUACACGGACACCGCGCUGUUCGAGAUACUCCAGGACCAGGGCGUCAUCUGCGCCCAGCGCCAGAGCGGAUUCAUGCGGUACACCAACGGCUCUGUCGGAGACACGACCACGGGAACGGUGGUGCUCACGUUCCUGCCCGACCGACGGCUGCCGAAGACGGUCACCAUCGGCCUUAUUUCUUACGAGGUCACGCGCAGGCUCACCCUACCGAUACAGUGCUUCAACUGUCAGCGCCUCGGCCACUACGCCAAAAACUGCACGAUGACCAUUGCGUGCCGACUCUGUGGGAGCGCCCACUACUACACGGAGUGCAAGGACCGGAACAAGCCGCACUGCGUCAACUGCGGCGAGGGACACCCGUCCACCUACUGGCGUUGUCCCGUGCGCCUCGUGUUCGCGUCGUCGGACUCGCGCAACUCGUGGCUCGAGAGCGCAGUCAAGUCGUGAGCGGCGGCUACCGCUGCCACGCGUCCUCAAUAA